GCAUUGUACUUUGUAAUGGAUCUUCCAAGGGUGUGGUUAACAGGAAGUAGGAGUGGCCAAGUGCGGCAGCAGGGUAUAACUGUGCCGGCCUCUUCAUCUCUCUGCAUUCAUCUGGACAGAGCUGUGCAGCAUCCUGACCAACAAGGCAGUGACAUGACAGACCCCGAGCAAUCAUUCGCUGGCCCACCACUGACUGUGCCGUAUGACACCAACAUUCCGAGGGGAUGCUACGACCAGCUGCUCAUCACCAUUACCGGGCAGUUCAACCCUGACGCCAAUGUGUUCACGGUGGACAUUUGCCGCGGCAGCGACAUCGCCAUGCACAUGAAGUUGCAUUUCAGCGAUGACGGCGGGCAGAACAUCGUACGUAACUCCAUGGUGUCCGGCGAGUGGGGCACCGAGGAGCGAGAGCUCAGCUGCCUCCCUUUUGCCCGUGGUAAUCCCUUUGAGCUGAAGAUCCUGUGCACCAGUAAUGAAUUCAAGGUGACGGGGAACGGCGAUUACCUGUUCGAGUACAAGCAUCGCAUCCAGGAGCUCGACUCCAUCAAUCAUCUUGGCAUCUAUAACGAUGUCACUCUCACCGGUGUCAGCAUGGACACCUUGCCUUAAACCCAGAGGCACCACUAGAGAUUUUAGGCCCCAUGAAAGCAUAUCAUGUUGGGCCCCCAACUCAGACCAAUAAAAUUAUGUUUCAAAUAUUUCAGGGUCCUGCAAGUGUCCUACGCUCCCCAUUCCCCCUUUAAAACGGCCCUGCUUAAACCUACCACACAGAUUCCCAUUUAGUCUCCUUACUCAUUCUUAUCCGCUUAUCCUUGCAAUAACACUAGGUGGUGCUAUUACUUUACAGUUAGUAUAGCUGUUUUAGCAAAGGUUACCAAACAAGAUAAGAUAGUUAGGUCGUUAGAGUAAAUUAAUAAGCCCCAGGGAACCUCUUUAUGUUAACCAAAGGACAAACGUCAGAGACCAGCCCAACUUAAUUUAUCGUAAUUAAGUUACGUAAUUAAGCACCAAAUUAAUAUCAUUCCCCUCCAAUACAAUGAUUAAUACUUUGCAAAUGUAUUCUGUAUGUAAAUAUGUAUUCUGAGAUGAUGUUGGUGUCUGUUUAAUAAACAUUACGUACAGAUGCAA
Messenger RNA from Brienomyrus brachyistius, 1128 nucleotides. Its product is annotated as galectin-3-like. Gene Ontology annotation, cellular component: immunological synapse; nucleus. Gene Ontology annotation, molecular function: laminin binding; carbohydrate binding; IgE binding. Bases 16 to 609 code for a protein of 197 amino acids. Gene Ontology annotation, biological process: neutrophil chemotaxis; positive regulation of calcium ion import; negative regulation of extrinsic apoptotic signaling pathway. The transcript has 5 exons. The record is from RefSeq and is a predicted model, not a curated record. NCBI's taxonomy places the organism in Eukaryota, Metazoa, Chordata, Actinopteri, Osteoglossiformes, Mormyridae.